CUUUCCACAUCAAAGAAAAAUUCGAAAGAGAAGUAUAAGAAAUGGCCGCGCUAAUCUCUCCUCUUCUCAUUCUCUCGCUUGUUCACGUUGGUAGUGCUCUGAGCUUAAACUACUACGCCAAGACUUGCCCGGACGUUGAGAUGGCCGUAACGGAGGCCGUGAAGAAAGCAACGGAUAGCGACCAAACAGUUCCUGCAGCACUGCUUCGCAUGCAUUUCCAUGAUUGUUUCAUCAGAGGUUGUGAUGGUUCGGUGUUAUUGAACUCGAAGGGAAAUAACAAAGCAGAGAAGGAUGGGCCUCCAAACAUCUCACUGCAUGCCUUCUAUGUGAUUGACAAUGCUAAGGAAGCAGUGGAAGCAAUGUGCCCUGGUGUGGUUUCAUGUGCGGAUAUACUAGCCCUUGCUGCAAGAGAUGCAGUGGUCCUGUCUGGGGGUCCCACAUGGGAGGUUCCUAAAGGAAGAUUGGAUGGCAGAGUUUCCAAGGCCAGUGAGACAAGUCAAUUGCCAGCUCCCACCUUCAACUUCUCCCAACUGAAGCAAAGCUUCUCUCAAAGAGGCCUCUCCACAGAAGAUCUGGCAGCACUCUCAGGUGGACACACCCUAGGGUUCUCUCAUUGCUCCUCCUUCCAAAACAGAAUACAUAAGUUUGAUGCUAGCCAUGACGUCGACCCUUCGUUGAAUCCUUCCUUCGCAGCAAGCCUUCAGAAGGUGUGCCCUGCUCACAACAAGGUGAAAAAUGCAGGAUCAACAAUGGACACGACAACCACAGUAUUCGACAACAUUUACUACAAGCUACUACUGCAAGGGAAGAGUUUGUUCUCUUCAGACCAAGCUCUUCUAACUAAUCCCAAAACCAAAGGGUUAGUUUCCAAGUAUGCUAGCUCACAAGAAGCAUUCAAUAAACGAUUUGUCAAGUCUAUGAUCAAAAUGAGUGAAAUAACGGGUGGACAAGAAGUGAGGUUGGACUGCAGGGUGGUUAGGUCACAAUGAGAACUUAAAAUAGCAAAUGUGACGGUGAUUAUCGUGAACUUUGUAAUUUAUCAUCUAGGAUUUGUUUUAUGCCUUUGUGUGUGCAUGGAGAAUAAAGAGGUGUGGAAGCAAAAGAGAUUUCACCUUUGAACUGGGCUGCCUGUUGUUACCUUGUGUACGAGGGGAAAAAAUCAGCAAGUGCUAGCAUAAACAUUAGUGAACAUUGAAAGCUUGCUACUGUGAUACUGUUUUUUGCACAUUAAUUAAAUUUAUCUGCUUUCUAUAUUCUACUUUA
Molecule: messenger RNA, 1263 nt
Organism: Phoenix dactylifera (date palm)
Lineage: Eukaryota; Viridiplantae; Streptophyta; Magnoliopsida; Arecales; Arecaceae
Product: peroxidase 64-like
Biological process (GO): response to oxidative stress; hydrogen peroxide catabolic process
Molecular function (GO): peroxidase activity; heme binding
Source: RefSeq, a predicted model, not a curated record